AUGCACUGCACGCAGGCCCCGCAAUCAUACUCCGCCCUUGAGACACUUGUGUUAAAUCUUAGAAAUCAUGACGGUGGGGAGGCACUACGGGAAGUCCAGGAUGACCACGCAGCUCUGCUGGAAGAACUCCGGGAUCGAGUCGAUGCCCUAGCGCCUUCUAUGCACCGACAGGAUGCACAUUUUGCACAAGUCAUAGUAUCGCUCCUUCUGGACUUGAACCAGUUGCCUGCAGUUUCUCCUUUAGAUUCAGCCCCUCAGGCAUCUUCAUCCGCUCCUCCUGGCCUUAUCACUGGACAGCCCGCUGAGCUUCUCAGUACCCUGAAAAAGCAGCUUGGCGAUCUCCAGCUGGAACGGAAGGCAGGGGCAGGCAGUCUCUCCUCGCAAUCCCCAAUACAAACUGUACAAACCGCGCUUCUUUGGUCCAAUAUUGAUCGCAAACUAGAAACUGUAGCAGCACUUUGUAAAGACCGCGCCGAUUCUCAUCGUUCCCCCUCCCUAGAUCACCUCCCCCCUCAAUAUGACCACGUAGACCACGACUUCGAGACACCCCCAGAAUAUGAUGCCGAGUAUCACCCAUCUCCAGAGAAGGCUGACAUCCAGCCGCCGACGUCCAUGCCAUCUCCCAGCAUCCCCAACGAGAAACUGCGCAUGGAUUUCGAUGCCGUGACUCUGGCAAUCGAGCGUCUGUAUCUCGUUGCACCCCAGCUGCACAACCAACGAGUGGAAUUGAAGAGCGCCAAGCUCGCCCAAAUGGAACGUGCGCGGCUUGAAGGUCCUAAAGUCCAGCCUUCCAUAACGAAGGGGAAGCAGAAAGCUUAUGAUGCGGAUAUGCGCGAUCUCGACCACAUGCUUGAGCUCAUCGGGAAAGCGUCAGACCGCAAGAUGACAGAUCAGUCAGUUGUCAUGGAUAGCAGACGGAUGUCCAGGCUUAGGCAAGCAAAGCAGCAGUACGAAGAUCAGCGAGGUGCAUUUGUCGACCAUCUUGUCCAACGUUCGGGAGCUGGAAGAUUACACGAUCAAGAUGCCAUCCUACAACCCAAAGUCAGAGCACUGGAUGAGCUCGUUACGCUACCAGAGUUUAUCCGCGAAUCAAUGCAGGAGGACCCACACGCGUUACGCCAACAAACGAUGUCCUCUUCUAGAGAUGGGCCUGAUGGGGAACCUGUUCCUGACGUUCCGACAUCAAGCCACAAGAAGUCACGCAGUCGAAGUAUAUCCGCUCCACAAUGGUUGCGCCCUGCAGCAGAACUUAGCCGGCGGCUGUCUAAGAGUUCCAGUAGACCGGCCUCUUCCCAUGGGCAGAACUCUACAGGGAGCGCCGCACUCGAUAUUUCCUACGUCGCCGAAUAUCACGAGACCUUGAAACAUGUCCUAGUCUUCGUGACAGUCUCGGGCGUUCCCGUUGACACUGAGCUGCAGGCUGAAGUGUUGCCAACUUCGUCCAGUGGGACGGAAGGCGACUGGCUGGUGAUUAGGAGCUCUUGGGCUUCCUCGCCUCCACUAAGCCUGCCGGUCCGAGUCGCUCCAGGAAAGAAAGAUGUCCACAUUCGCCAAGGACACUACGAGCUCAAAAUCGGGAUUGCAAAUCCACAGGCGGCGAGGUCCUCUUCACCCGAUGAACCUACCCCAUUGAUGUCUGCUGAGCAACUCAUGUCGUUGAAGCCGACAUCCUGGUCCUGCAUAUCCUGCUCGCUUCCCCUUGUCUACAGCCUAAAGUUGACAAAAUACCGCGACCUUCCAUCAGAGCAUUGGGAAGAACUCGUGGAUGCCUGGAUGUGCCAUGCCGACCAAACGCUACAUAAUCACGUCGCUAAGCAUGGCCGCGGGUUCUGGCCUGAGGAGAGCGAGGCUCUGGUUGGAUGCAGUUACAUUCUCUUCCAACAAUCGGCAAUUGUAUCCAAUAAUGUCUCCUGCACCGAGCAGCCGCUGGUGAAUACGCAUUUUCUACUGUGGCAAGUUUCGCUUUCGGUUGAUACAAAGCGUCCAAUAUUGAACCGAGGUGAGGAGUCGUGGCUGGCACGAUGCAUAUGUGGCGCAAUAAUUGGUCGGCGGCAUGAACGACACAGUCCCGACGGUACGGCUUCAGCAAUGUACCGUUUGUUCAAGUAUGCAGUGCGACCAAUCAGCCAUAUAGCAGAACUUCCCCGAUUCCCGAUGUCUGCAUUCAUCAUGCAAGACAUGCUCGAGCACGUAUCUGCCCAUGCAACAUACCGCUUCGUAAUCUCUGAUGAAGAAGAGGAGCGGCCGCGACUUCUGAUAUGGCUGUUCAAGCCGAGGAUACGUGUCUCGUAUAUGCUCCCCGCGCCAUACCUUCUUCCGAAACAGGGCUCCAUCGACGCGUCAAAAGUUUUGUACAGGAUUCUGGGCCCAUCAUCAUCAACGAUUGCUUUGAAAGACCUACUGGCUCGAUACCCAGGGUUCCCUCAAGCGGAGCACCUCUUCUACCCGAUUGAUGUUUGUCGGAAGCUCGCAGGACUCUUGACGGAGAGCACGCAUUCGUAUCCAGAGAACAUAAAGACGAUGACGGGCUUGGAUGUUGGCUGGUUGAAUCGUGGAUCAUGA
Suillus paluster is the source of this 2562-nucleotide messenger RNA. RefSeq names its product HECT-like ubiquitin-conjugating enzyme-binding-domain-containing protein. The transcript is spliced from 8 exons. Gene Ontology annotation, biological process: protein polyubiquitination; proteasome-mediated ubiquitin-dependent protein catabolic process; protein autoubiquitination. Bases 1 to 2562 code for a protein of 853 amino acids. Gene Ontology annotation, molecular function: cyclin binding; ubiquitin conjugating enzyme binding; ubiquitin protein ligase activity. Gene Ontology annotation, cellular component: ubiquitin ligase complex; nucleus; cytosol. The record is from RefSeq and is a predicted model, not a curated record. Lineage: Eukaryota; Fungi; Basidiomycota; Agaricomycetes; Boletales; Suillaceae.